Messenger RNA from Capronia coronata CBS 617.96, 1083 nucleotides. RefSeq lists its product as uncharacterized. The record is from RefSeq and is a predicted model, not a curated record. Lineage: Eukaryota; Fungi; Ascomycota; Eurotiomycetes; Chaetothyriales; Herpotrichiellaceae. The transcript has 2 exons. Bases 1 to 1083 code for a protein of 360 amino acids.
AUGUCGCCGGAUACCAGAAAUCCCACGCUGGUGCCCUCCAAAGACCAGCCUCCCCUUCCCUCUAACUUCAGCCCAGUCUUCCUCCGGAACCAGUUCUGGACCAAGAUCGAGCUUCCCACAAGACAAAAGUAUCCCGACGUGUCCGGAACAAGUGCAAUAAUCACAGGGUCAAACACGGGGCUGGGGUUUGAGGCGGCGCGUCAGCUCCUGUCCCUUGGUCUAUCCCAUCUGGUGAUGGGGGUUCGAUCUCUCACGACAGGCACGGCAGCGGCCACAAGGCUACAGACAGCAAAUCCGACGGCAAAGAUCAAUGUGUGGCAGCUAGACAUGGAAUCGUACGACUCCAUCCAGGCCUUCGCUGCCAAGUGCCAGGACAAUCUCUCACGGAUCGACAUGGUUAUUCUGAACGCCGGCAUAUCACCGUUGGAAUUCAAGACUCUCCCAGCCACCGGUCAUGAGAGGACCAUCCAGACCAAUCACAUCAGUACCGUGUUACUGGCCAUCCUAAUGCUUCCGAUCAUGAAAAGCAAGUCGAAAGAUCGAGGUCCAACUCCAAGUCCACCCGUACUUACGGUCGUCAAUUCCGUUACGGCACAUCUAUGCAAGUUUCCCAACAGAGGCAGGCGGCCCCUCUUGCCUUCUUUCGAUGACACAGCUAUCACCCCUUUCGAUGGUCAAGAGAGAUACAGUGUUUCCAAGUUGCUGUGCCAGCUCUUCAUCGUCAAGUUGGCGGAGCUGGUCGAUCCGAACGACGUCAUCAUCAACAUGGUCGACCCUGGCCUCACCAAAGGCACAUCUCUGUUCCGUGAACUCUCCGGAGCGGUCGCAAUCGUGGCGAAAGCCUUUUUCUCUCUCGCUGGAAGACCAGUGAGGAGGGGCGCGGCUACUUACGUCGACGCCGGCCUCGGACACGGCAAAGAAUCCCACGGCUGUUUUCUGAUGAAUUGCCAGAUUGCUCCACUUGCUUGCUGGUAUUACACCGAUGGAGAGAUUUUGUCAGACGUCAUCUGGAAAGAGACGCUUCAGGAACUCGACUUCGCUGGCGCGGAACAAAUCGUCUCCUCGAUGUCGUCUCUGAAAUGA